Messenger RNA from Nannospalax galili (Upper Galilee mountains blind mole rat), 6556 nucleotides. It is a transcript of the gene Fancm, whose product is annotated as FA complementation group M. The record is from RefSeq and is a predicted model, not a curated record. The transcript has 23 exons. Gene Ontology annotation, biological process: double-strand break repair via synthesis-dependent strand annealing; replication fork reversal; interstrand cross-link repair. Gene Ontology annotation, molecular function: 3'-5' DNA helicase activity; nuclease activity; ATP binding. Bases 134 to 6226 code for a protein of 2030 amino acids. Lineage: Eukaryota; Metazoa; Chordata; Mammalia; Rodentia; Spalacidae.
UCAACCCUAGCGGCUGAGGGCGGUCCCGCCCAUCACGUUCCAGCGAGCCGGAGCCCGAUGGGCUUGCGAGCCGCUGCGGUUGAGCUGCGGUGCCCGCCGGUGUGCAGGCGGGGGGCGGCGGCUGGGCGGCCUCAUGAGCGCACGACAGAGAACUCUCUUCCAGACAUGGGGCCCGAGCCUGGUCCUCGGCACCGACGCUCGGCGCUGCGGCUCGGGAGCGCAGCCGCCUCAGGGCCCCGAGAGCGGCCCGGCGGGUUCGUCUACCGCGGCGGAGGCGCGGCCGGAGGCGGACGACGAGGUGCUGCUGGUCGCAGUGUACGAGGCAGAGCGGCAGCUGCGUGUGGAGGACGGCGGCUUCUGCGCGGCCGCGGGCGCCCUGUGGAUCUACCCCACCAAUAGGCCGGUGCGCGACUACCAGCUGCGCAUCUCGCGCAGCGCGCUGUUCUGCAACACCCUGGUGUGUUUGCCCACCGGGCUGGGCAAGACCUUUAUCGCCGCUGUGGUCAUGUACAACUUCUACCGCUGGUUCCCUUCGGGCAAGGUGGUUUUUAUGGCACCCACGAAACCCUUGGUGACACAGCAGAUGGAGGCUUGCUACCAGGUGAUGGGUAUUCCGCAGUCGCACAUGGCUGAAAUGACAGGUUCUACUCAAGCUGUCAGCAGGAAGGAAACAUGGAGCAGCAAGAGAGUCCUCUUCCUUACACCCCAGGUCAUGGUAAACGACCUGACUAGAGGAGUUUGUCCUGCUGCUGAUAUACGAUGUCUCGUGGUUGAUGAAGCUCACAAGGCUCUUGGAAACUAUGCUUAUUGCCAGGUUGUAAGGGAACUGGUCAAAUAUACAAAUCACUUUAGAAUCUUGGCUCUUAGUGCCACACCAGGUAGUGAUAUCAAGGCUGUGCAACAGGUUAUUACUAACCUACUCAUUGGGAAGAUAGAGCUUUGUUCGGAAGAUUCUCCAGAUAUUUUGCCAUAUUCGCAUGAAAGACGAGUUGAAAAGAUCAUUGUUCCCCUUGGUAAAGAGCUUGUAGCCAUCCAAAAAACAUAUGUCCAGAUCUUGGAAACAUUUGCAAGUUCAUUGAUUGAGAAGAAUGUUUUAAUGAGAAGGGAUAUCCCCAGCCUAACAAAAUACCAGAUAAUUCUGGCAAGAGAUCAGUUUAGGAAAAACCCAUCUCCAAAUAUUAAGGGAAUACAGCAAGGCGUGAUUGAGGGGGAGUUUGCCAUUUGUAUUAGUUUAUAUCACGGUUUUGAGUUACUGCAGCAAAUGGGAAUGAGAUCAUUGUAUUUCUUCCUUUCUGGAAUUAUGGAUGGAACUAAAGGAAUGACACGGGCAAAAAAUGCACUUAACCGAAAUGAGGACUUCAUGAAACUCUAUAAUCACCUGGAGAGUCUGUUUGUACACGUGCAUGGCACUUCAGCAAGCGAUGGCCCUGCCUGCCAAAGAGGAGAUAAAGAGAAAACAUUUGUCUAUAGUCAUCCAAAGUUAAAGAAAUUGGAAGAAGUUGUAGUUGAACAUUUCAAGUCAUGGAAUGCUAAACACACCACUGAAAAGAAAUGUCAUGAGACCAGAGUUAUGAUCUUCUCUUCAUUUCGAGACAGUGUUCAAGAAAUUGCAGAAAUGCUUGUACAGUAUCGGCCAAUGAUUAGAGUCAUGACUUUCGUUGGCCAUGCUUCAGGGAAAAGCACAAAAGGUUUCACCCAGAAGGAGCAGCUGGAGGUGGUGAGACAGUUUCGUGAUGGAGGUUAUAACACCUUGGUUUCUACCUGUGUUGGUGAAGAAGGUUUGGAUAUAGGGGAAGUUGAUCUUAUAAUCUGUUUUGAUGCCCAGAAGAGCCCAAUUCGUCUCAUACAACGAAUGGGAAGAACUGGUCGGAAACGUCAAGGCAGGAUUGUUGUUAUCCUCGCUGAAGGACGUGAAGAACGUACAUAUAAUCAGAGUCAGUCCAACAAAAAGAAUAUUUAUAAAGCUAUUUCAGGUAACAGACAGGUGCUUCAUUUUUACCAAGGAAGUCCACGAAUGAUUCCUGAUAAAAUCAAUCCAGAAUUACACAAGAUGUUCAUCACACCUGGUGUUUAUGAGCGAGAGAAGCCUUCUCGGAGUCGAAAGUUCUCUCUCUUUUCCUCCAAGGAUGGAAUGAAGCCAAGUAACUCAUAUAAAGAUGGACUCUUAUCAGAAGAAGAAUUUAAAUUAUGGAACAGACUCUAUCGAUUACGGGACAGUGAUACAAUUAAAGAAAUAACAUUGCCUCAAGUUCACUUUCCAUCUUUACAGGACAAGGAAAACAGACCAACUCAAGAACCAACUACUGGAAUUCAUCAACUCUCUCUCUCUGAAUGGAGAGUGUGGCAAGAUCACCCUUUACCCACCCAUCAAGUUGACCAUUCAGAUCGCUGCUACCAUUUUAUAAGUGUUAUGCAAAUGAUGGAAGGAAUGAGACAUGAAGAGGAUAAAUGUAGCUAUGAAUUGAAAAUUAAACCUUAUUUACAAAUGGAAGACAUCAGUUCAACAUUUUGCACUCCCAGGUGUGGAUAUAAUAGUGUAGCCAAUGGCCUCAGUAUUACCCACAAGAAAUCUUCAUUUGCACAGAAGGUGAAUCAAGACAGUUCAUUAUUAGUGUCAGAAUCGGAUGGACAGUGUGCUGAGCUUUUUACAGAAACUCAUACCAAGUGCACUAAAAUCACUUCUCUAAUGGAAAAAGCUUCUAAAGAAAUGGAAGAAGACUGGCCUGAUACAGAAAACGAUAAUGCGGGUUGUUCAGGCUCUGGCCGACAUCCUCCUGUGGAAGCUGUUUCUCAGGUUGACCCACUGAGUGACAGAAGGAUGGCAGGAACAAGUAGAGUUGCUGCCACAGAUACUGUCAAGGAAGAUGUUGUUACCCAUCCAGACUCCUUGCUAAUGGAGUGUCAGGUUACAGAUAAAUCCAGCUCAUUUGCUAGAAAGUCCUUAGAUUCUGGUUAUAGUAGUUUCAAUGAUGAGAAAUCUGUUUCUUCACAUUGGUUUCUGCCAUUUGAAGAAGAGCUUUAUGCAGAUAGAACAGAUGGACAGUGUGAUGAUUGUUCUUCAUUGACAGAAGAAGUAGUAGCUAAUGUGGAGAGAUUUCUAGCACAUUCUCCUCCACCUCUCAGUCAACUCUCAGACUUGGAGCAUGAAAUUACUGAGAUUUUUGAACUUGAGAAUGUGUCCUGUGUACCAUAUGCAGUGCAUGUAGAAAAUCCUAAAUUCCCUUCUCUGGUGUCAAAUUCUGCUGUGAAUUCCCCCCAAAAUUUAGAAUUGGAUUCACUUAAACUUGUUAAUCAUAGUUCUGAAAAACGUCUUGUUACAACUGAAGAGACGAUUUCUCAUGAGCCCUACUUCUGUGACUCUGAUAAGAUUCAUAAUGAUACUAAGAAUGAAAAUUUAGUAUGUAGCAAUGACACUCAAAUACAUAUAGACCCUACAAAGAAUUUGGUUGAGAGAAAAAGCCGUAAUGAUGACAGUGACGUCCCAGCACCGACUGAUCAAGAGGAGAGUUUACUGCUAUUUGAAGAUGAUAUUGAAGAGUUUAAUGAUGUGAGCCUUUCUCCCUUCAAGAGUGAUUAUAAACCUCUGUUGGUGUCAGAUAAAAAUCUUGUAAGUGAAAUGGCUCCAGUGUCUCAGUUCUUAAUUUCUGAUGAACUUUUGUUUGUUGAUGAUUCUGAACCUGAAGAUCAAAUCAUCGGCGAUACCGAGAGUUGGAAAUCUCAUGAAGAGCUGAAAGAAAAACGAGGAGGAUGGAAGAGUGAUGAGCAUUCCUUUGAUUGCUCUAGGGAUUUAUUUUCUGUAACCUUUGACUUGGGAUUUUGUGGUUCAGAGUCUGAUGAUGAAAUAAUAAAGCAUGCGUCAGAUACAAUUAAUAGUAAAGGAGUAGAUGAUGUACCUGGAAGGCCUUCAGAUACCAAGGAGAUGAAGAAUGCCAGUGAUGCUUUAGAUCUGCCAAGAGAUCACACUGAAGCCUUUACCAGUGGGACCACACCCAUGCCGACCACAGUUCACAUGCAGAGUCCACAUUCUGCACAUUUUACCCUGGGAGCAGCAAAGAGUAAAGCACUUACGUCUACUCAUUUCUCCCCAUUUUUCUUGCCAAUGCAGGAAAAAGUUAUGAGUACACCAAUCUCUAAAUCAAACAGAUUAAACUUGUGUUCUAAGAAACGAGAGGGACUACUUAAGACUCCAGAUUCUAAAAAGGAGAAAGCAAGUGUACAAAGCUUCAAAGAAACAUGGAGUUCAAGUUUUGGCUUAGGAUUUCCUAACAAAAUCAGUGAUCAACUCUCUCUGCCUCAAUCCAGUCAUUGCACUGAAGAUGAGCACUUAAGUAGUGAAAGUGAAGAUGAUGAGAUUUUCUUAAGAAAAUCUAAAAAAACAAAAAGAAAUGUCCUGAAAUCCCCUGAGGAUCAGAAAAACAGUGAAGUUGAUUCACCUAUUCAUGCUGUAAAAAAGUCCAGGGUUCUUCGAAAAGAAUUAUCAUCUAGUGAUGAAGGUGAGAAUUUUCACAGACCAUGUCCACAAAUGGAAGACUUCAAGAGUUGUAACAGGAAUGCCGGAAGAGGUUUCAAAGUUCAAAAGAGACCAAGUUAUGUAAAGAACAUAGCUCGGAAGUUUUUAGAUGAUGAAGCAGAACUUUCUGAAGAAGAUGCGGAAUGUGUUUCAUCAGAUGAGGAUGAGUCAGAAAACGAGCAGGAUUCCUCACUACUUGACUUUGUAAAUGACCAGACGCAGCUUUCCCAGGCUGUCAAUGAUUCUGAAAUGAGAGCUAUUUACAUGAAAUCUAUACGUAGUCCAUUGAUGAGCAAUAAGUACAAAAUGGUUCAUCAGAAAUAUAACGACCUGAACAUUUUUUCACAGAUUCCUGAACAAGAUGAAACCUACUUAGAGGAUAGUUUCUGUGUUGAUGAAGAGGAGUCUUGCAAAAGCCAAUCAGGAGGAGAAGAAAUUUGUGUUGAUUUUAACUUAACUGAAGAUUCCUUUACAAAUGAGAAUAUAAGAUACAAAACCCGACGAGCAGUAAAGCUAAAACAAAUGAGCGUUAACCAAAACUGUAUGCAGUCAAAAAAGAAAUUAUCCAGAAUUAUUUUACCAGAUGAUGAUUCAAGUGAGGAGGAAAACAGUGUAAAGGAUAGAAAAGAAUCUAGCCCUGAGGGUAGCCCCAGGACUAAUAAACACAAACAGCAGGACCAGUAUUGUAAUUUAGGACCUUCCGGAUCUUCAUUCCAGUCCAAGGUCCUUUCUAACUCAGCAGUAAAUCAGUCACCCACACAGGGACAACAGACAGUACUUAAUUUGGUGAAUACAGUUCCUCCAGUCUUGAACUUCAAGCCUCAGAGCCGUAAGAAACUCAAAUCUACAUCAUUGUCAUGCACCAGUGUCGAGUCGAGAACAGAACAUGGAAAAUGUCCAGUUCAGUUGAAGGUUGAUGAUCUGGAGGACCAUGGCACCUCAGGGACACCCUGUUCUAACUCACCACCACAUUUGGCUGAAGCACAUACAGCCCUUAGACUUCCACAAGCAGGAAAAAGAGCUUGUAUUCUUGUAGACAGUCGUGAAAUCACUUCUGGCUUAGAAGUGAUUUCUUCCCUAAGAACAGUUCAUGGGUUACAAGUAGAGGUUUGUCCUCUUAAUGGCUGUGAUUACAUUGUGAGUAACCGUAUGGUAGUGGAAAGGAGGUCCCAGUCUGAGAUGUUAAGUAAUGCCAAUAAGAACAAGUUCAUCGACCAGAUCCAGCACCUACAGAGCAUGUUUCAAAGAAUAUGUGUGAUUGUAGAAAAAGACAGAGAAAAAGCAGGAGACACAUCAAGGAUCUUUAGAAGAACAAAGUGCUAUGAUAGUCUGCUGACCACCUUAGUUGGUGCUGGAAUCCGGAUUCUUUUCAGCUCUGGCCAAGAAGAAACUGCAGAUUUACUAAAGGAGCUGUCUUUAGUGGAACAAAGAAAGAAUGUUGGUAUUCAUGUUCCAGCAAUGCUGAAUAGCAGUAAAUGUGAGACACUUCAGUUUUAUUUAAGUAUUCCCAAUAUAAGCUAUAUAACUGCAUUAAAUAUGUGCCACCAGUUUUCAUCUGUGAAAAAGAUGGCUAACAGCUCACCUGAAGAAAUCUCCACUUAUGCACAAGUAAAUCCUCAAAAGGCUGCAGAGAUCUAUGGAUAUAUUCACUACAUAUUUGACAUGCAAAUGUUACCAAAUGAUCUUAACCAGGGUAGACUGAAAUCUGAUUCAUGAACAAGUGCUUAAAGUGCGGCUAUCAAAGAACUCUCACAAUACCAAGUGCACUUCAAUCAUUGUAGCUUGUAAUUACCAGUUUAAAAUAUGUAAAUAAGUAUUUCCAUAUCUGUUAAAGAUACCAUUUUAUAUUGUGUACAUUUAUUUAUACAGACUGUAUAAUUUAUUUUUAAAAAAGUAAAUCUUUGAUGUUCCAUAAUCACUUUGACUAGAUUAUGAAUCAAGUUUUUAAUUGAAUAAAUCAAGGUUGUGGGAAAGGUGCUGUUGAAUAUAGUUUAAGUAUUAAAGUCAGUCAAGGCCUGGGGAAAUGGCUCAAUGGUUAAGGACACU